This is a messenger RNA of Hypoxylon trugodes, 1296 nucleotides long. RefSeq lists its product as uncharacterized. Bases 180 to 1205 code for a protein of 341 amino acids. Lineage: Eukaryota; Fungi; Ascomycota; Sordariomycetes; Xylariales; Hypoxylaceae. The record is from RefSeq and is a predicted model, not a curated record. The transcript has 4 exons.
AAACGACCAAAAGAUCAGCAUCCGGCGGCAUAUAUCUACCUAGGCGGGCGAGACGAUAGUCAUAGAACCAUGUAUUUAGGAGUCACGAUCCCGGUUAUCGCACAUCUUAGCCAAGUCCUUGGAACCUUUGCACCAAAAGUCUUUGCUUCUCACUAACGAUAGCAGACAUCGGAUUCAAGAUGCAGUGGAAUGCUCUCGCCCUUGCGCUAUUCGCGCAGCAUGGCGCUACCCAGAUGCUGGAGAUGUUGCGAUUCAGUUGCUCGCAGCUCGUUAUCGACCGUAUAGACCCUCUGGUAACGCCCGGAUCUAUCCCGUCGCCGCAUCUCCACCAGAUCGUCGGAGGUAACUCAUUUAACGCUUCUAUGGACCCAGCGACACACGAUCUCCCCGGGGAGUCCACAUGUACUAGCUGUACUUUCUCAGAAGACUUCUCGAACUACUGGACUGCAGUUCUAUACUUCCGAGCUCGUAACGGUACAUACAGGCGUGUACCCCAAUUCGUGAGCGAGGGUCUCCGAGCCGAUGGUGGUAUUACGGUGUACUAUAUCCCAGCGACCGACAAACAAACCAAGGUUACUGCCUUUAAGCCCGGCUUCCGUAUGCUUGUCGGAGAUGCCGCGCUACGUGAGCCAGGCUCGGCACCCAAGGUAUGCCAUCGUUGUAUGCCAAAGUCGGGAGACAACAGCAACAUCAACUGCGGAGCUCCGGACAGCAAGAACCUACCCACCAAGUUCUGCGAGGGCGGUAUUCGCAGUGUCAUUACCUUCCCUACUUGCUGGGAUGGAAAGAACACGGAUAGCCCGGACCAUAAGAGCCAUGUUGCGUACCCCUCUUCAGACUCUGGAGUUGGUGCAUCUGGUACUUGCCCAUCAACCCACCCUGUCAAGAUCCCUCAAGUCAUGUAUGAGGUUAUGUGGCAGACCCAGCUUUUCAACGACAAGAACCUAUGGCCCGAGGAUGGCUCUCAGCCGUUCGUCUGGAGUACCGGCGACAAGAACGGAUAUUCGCAGCACGGCGACUACGUCUUCGGAUGGAAGGGUGAUGCUCUCCAAAAGGCGAUGGACGCCCGCUGCAACGGUGCCGUCUGCAACGCACUAAAGACCCAGUCCUCUGAGACCGCGAUGAAGUGUACUAAGGACAGGAUUGUCAAAGAGGAUAUCGAUGGAUGGGUAACCGAAAUUCCGGGCCAGUCUACCGUUAAUUAGAUCGAUAUCCAUAAGAAUUGGGCCUCGGGGGUAGCAACAAGAGUAUUAGAAUGAAAGGCUUAUCAUAAACAUACCUAAUUAUAUACCGAAU